UUUGGUGUUGUGCAGCUUUGUUAUACGCCAAGUGUCAUUGCAUACACGAUUGUUUUAAGCAUUUAUGACAAUGCUGGUAAGCUUAAUCUUGCAGAGGAAGCUUUUAUGGAGAUGAUUGAGUUAGGGUGUGAGCCAGAUGAAGUAGCUUUUGGCACAAUGAUAUGUGCUUAUGCUAGAUGGAGCCGUCAUGAUAACAUGUUGUCAAUUUAUCAUGCAGCAAGAGAACGCGGACUUGUUCCAUCUCUUACAGUUCAUAAUUUCAUGAUUUCUUCUUUGCAUAAAGCAUCCAUGUAUGAUGCUGCUACCCAGUUGUGGGAAGAAAUGUCUAUUGCAGGAGUGAAGCCCAAUCAUUUCACAUAUACACUGUUAGUUGAUUUAUACAGCAAAGAGGGUAAAACAGAGGAAGCUUUAACAAUGUUUGAAGACAUGAAAUUGUCGGGGUUUGUUCCGAAUGAAACAACAUACAACAGUGUCAUCAAUAUGCUUUUGGGGCAAGGUAAACAGGAAGAUGCAUUAUUAUUUUUUGAUGAUAUGAGAUCACAAGCUAUUGUGCCAAGUAGGUAUACGUAUACUUCAAUUCUUAAUCUUUGUUCCAAACGUGGUGAUCUGCAGUGUGCUCUUUUAAUUUUGUCUGAGAUGGAGAGAAAUAGAAUAGAUGCAGAUGAAGUUACAUGCAGCAUUCUUAUCACUUUGUAUGGCAAGUUGGGAUUGUAUGAAGAUGCUGAAAUAACUUUUAAAGAAAUGAGGAAAACUGGGCUUCUCACUCAUGAAAAAACAUAUCUUUCAAUGUCACAGGUAUAUAUGAAAGCAAGAGCUUAUGAUCAAGCACUGAAGGUUCUGGAGGACAUGAAGGAUAAGAAUGUUAAAUUUUCCAAAUUUGCAUGGAGAGCUUUGCUUCGCUGUCAUGCUAUGCAACGGAAUGUGGAGUCUGCUGAAAAGACAUUUCAGGUUAUGCUUACAUCUGGAUACUUAGAUAAUGUUGCAUAUAGUGACAUGAUGAAUUUAUAUACAGAUGCAGGUUUGACACAGAAGGCCAAAUCAUUAAUUAUCCAGUUGAGGAAAUGCUCUGUGGAGAUUGAUGGGGGGCUUUAUAGGGUGAUGAUGAAUGUUUACAAAAAAGCAGGUAUGAUUAGGGAUGCCGAGUUAUUAAUUGAGGAGAUUGAAGACAAAGGAAUGAUUGUAGAUGAAAUUCUAAAGACAAUACUAAUACAAGCCUAUGGAGAGUCUGGAAGACUUUCUGAUGCUGAAAAUUUGUUUAGAGGUAUAAAAAAUCCAGAUUCUGCAGUUCUGGGUUUGAUGCUUUACUUUUAUAGGAGUUUCGAUAAUGAAGAUGAUGCAAAGGUCCUACAUAAAAACCUUCUUGAGAAGUCAAAUGGUAUUUCUACAGCCAGUCAACUCAUUGUCCGAUUUGUAAAGGAAGGUGAGAUAAGUAGAGCAGAGUCUCUCUAUGAUGAAAUGGUUGACCUUGGUUUCAAGCCUGAUGACUCGGCACUUUCUUCUCUGAUCAACUUUUAUGGAAGGAAAAAGCAACUGGAAGAAGCGUUAAAUGUAUUUUAUACAACUUCAAGUUCAGGAUCACCUCCUGGAAGAUUUGUCUAUAAUUCCAUCAUAGAUGCCUGUGCCAAAUGUGGUAAACUAGAAGAUGCAGUUCAUCUUUUUGAGGAGAUGGAAGAACAAGGACAUAGUCAUGAUAGCAUUGUUAUUAGUUCAAUGGUGAAUGCUUUUACCAAAGAGGGUAAAUUUAGGGAAGCCGAGGAACUUAUUCAGAAGACUCAUCAGAAUGACAUUGUGCUUGACACCAUUGCUUAUAACACCUUUAUUAAAGCGAAGCUAGAUGCAGGAAAAAUUGAAGAUGCUAUCAAUUUAUAUACCGAUAUGCAGGCUGCUGGUGUUGUUCCCUCACUUCAGACAUACGACACAAUGAUUAGUGUCUUUGGAAAGGCUGGUGAACUGCAGAAUGCCAUUCGGAUAUUCAAUUCUCUAUUGACAUCUGGAAUUAUAGUUGAUGAAAAGGCAUAUAGCAACAUGAUAAGCUGUUAUGGGAAAGCUGGGUAUUUUCAAGAUGCUGAAAAGCUGUUUAGCAGGAUGCAACAAGAGGGUAUAAGGCCUGGAAAGGUAGCAUACAACACUUUGAUGGAUGCGUAUGCUAGAUCAGCACUGUAUACCAAAGUAGAGGAGAUUUUUCAUGAAAUGCAGGAUGAAGGUUACUAUCCAGAUUCCUAUACUUACCUUGCACUUAUUUGUGCUUACACAAAUGGUCAAAGAAUUUUAGAAGCAGAAGGCCUUCUUGAGAGAAUGAAAAGAAAGGGUUUCCACCCAGGACCCGUCCACUUUAAUCAGUUGAUUUUUGCAUUUGGAAAUGCUGGCUUGGUAGACGAUGCUGCCAGAUUGUACAUGGAGAUGGAAAAGGCAGGAAUUAGGGGUGAGUUGGCUUGUCACCGUACAAUGUUGAAGAUAUACCUUGACCAUGGAUACAAGAGUGAAGGGAUUGCUUUGUUUGAAAAGCUUCAGAAUAACAUAGAAGCAGAUGCCAAUAUACUUGCUAUAGCUAUUGAUCUAUAUGAAUCUGCAGGGAAGAUUGGAAAUGCAAGAGAUAUUCUGCAGUUGAUGAUAUCACUCAAAUUGAAGGAUGGAAUCUAAUAGAAACUAGUGAGAAAAUGUAGAAACACAAGCAUUUCCAUGAAGAUCCUGCCAUCUAAAACCAUCAUGCUUAUGGCAAAGGCGAUGCAGUAAAAAGGAUUAUUUCAAAUAGACAAUAAUAUUCAUGUUUACAAAGGCUUACCAUCAAUGAAUAUAUGCUGCAAUAGGCUACAUUGGAAACUGAUGCAUGGAACCUCGUGCCAUUUACUUGUAACUUAUGUAUACAAAUAUUCAAAAGUUGCAGUGGGGUUUUCACUCCUAAGGAGUUUAGAUUCAGAACAUUCUCCUGAAUGACUUCUUCUCUACAUUGGAUGGGUGCUAGAAAAUAAGUGUGAAUUCGACUAAUAGAUCUGUAACCUGAUGGAUAUUAUGCAAAAUGCCUGCAUCCUUGAUCUAUCGGUGCCUUUGUCAACAGAAGCUCAGAUAGGAGCAUCAUUUUAAUGGUCUCUGAUAUGAAGACCACCAAAUAUAACGUGGCAUUUCUACCAGUUGAUAUGCCUACCUGGUCAAAGAGGAAAUCUUAGCGUUAGGGAGGGUUUGAGGGCAAAAUAUUGGAAAAGCAGCCCGUCUCUUAAGUAACACUGGUAUUUAGUCGUGCACUACCUGGUUGUUGCUAGAUCAUUGAGGGGUAACAUAUCAAGAGAAAUGAGUUAGAGCUUUAAAAAUUAUUCACUGAUUUAGUUAGAAAGAUAUUAUAAUAUAAUAUCAGUCAACCGGGAAUUGUACAAGGAAUCAAUUUAAAUUUAAUUAUCAAGACCAUUUGGUCUUGAAGACCACUCCCUGGUAACGGCUUCAAGUGCAGAGUUUGAGAUAAUGUAACUUGGUUCUAUGUUUAUUGUACAAUAUUUCAGAUUUUAUGUCAACAAUCCAAACGUAUCUGUUAAUCAGCAUAUCUGAGGGUGCAGAGCUUUCUUGUCUGCCAUGACAGUUGACAGCAGGUGAUCGUUUGUGGAUACAUUAUUGUGGUGUAAAUGACAUGAAUCCAAUGACUUCAAUUCAAAUUUUAAUGUUAUAAUUCUAAGAUGCUCUAAUAAAUAAAACAGAUAAAUAGCUAAUAAAGUUAGCCUGGCUGACGAAAUGUCCAGAUUCCUCACGUUUACUAGUCAGAGCAUUAUGAUGAGUGCGGUUGCCAACCUCUAUUGGUAAUUUGGCAAACACUUUCCUUGGUGGUCAUUCAAUAUCAAGUAUUAUUCCAGUUUUAAAUUUUA
Messenger RNA from Cryptomeria japonica (Japanese cedar), 3848 nucleotides. Its product is annotated as pentatricopeptide repeat-containing protein At5g27270. The annotation marks the transcript as partial. The record is from RefSeq and is a predicted model, not a curated record. The transcript has 7 exons. Lineage: Eukaryota; Viridiplantae; Streptophyta; Pinopsida; Cupressales; Cupressaceae. Gene Ontology annotation, molecular function: protein binding.